Messenger RNA from Nylanderia fulva, 625 nucleotides. It is a transcript of the gene Det, whose product is annotated as baculoviral IAP repeat containing deterin. The record is from RefSeq and is a predicted model, not a curated record. NCBI's taxonomy places the organism in Eukaryota, Metazoa, Arthropoda, Insecta, Hymenoptera, Formicidae.
GAAAACAAGAUUGACAUUGACAAUUUAAAUUUUCAGUUUGUUUCAGCGUCAGACACAUACAUAUGCGAAUUUUACUUCCACGAAUAUAAAAUAAGGAUAUUUAUCAGGACUUUUUGUACACAUUUUGUUUGUAAUUAAUAGCGAAUAUUCGAGCGAUAUGGAUAAAGAGAAUCUGUUAAUACCAGACCCUACAUCUUUCUUUUGGAAACAAAACAGAAUAAAAACAUUCAAUAGCUGGCCUUUAAAAGCAUCCGACAAGUGUAAUGCUAAAAGUAUGGCUGCUGCUGGAUUUUAUGUUAUCGGAGACAACAAUGAACCAGAUCUGGUUGAAUGUUUUAUUUGUGGAAAACAACUCGAUGGCUGGGAAGCACACGAUGAUCCAUGGAAUGAACAUAUAAAACAUUCAUCAAACUGCACCUUUGUAAAAUUGAAUAAGGAGAAUGAAAUGGAAUGGACGGUGCAUGAAAUGUAUGAUUUAUAUAAAAAAUAUCAAAUAAAAAGAUACAUGGAUGAAUUAAAUAAAAAAAUUGUUGCAUUGAAAGACGAAGCUGCAAAAUCAAAAAGUGACCUAUUAGCUACAUAUAAAAUAUCACGAAAAAAUAAAAAAAGCAAUGGUAGCUAAUAA